AUGACUACCACUCGCCGCUCGAGCGCCUCAUCCCGUACCGGAAAGGAGCGCUCCCUUACCCCACCCACCACACGAUGCUCGGCACGCCGCAUAGAAACAGUCCGCGACUCGAUCCACGCCCCCAUUGCGGAGAUCGAAGAACCCAAGGAGGCGAACCACGCAGGAGUACCCGAUCCGCCAAACGCCAGCACUACCCACGCCGAGCACGCCGACCCGGCCCCUGCUGUUGCCGAGACUCCAGCCACCACCCCCGCCGAACUCCCCGCAAACGAGCCUCAAACCCCAGCCACCGUGGGCCCCGACGUAGCUGCCGAACGCCCACCCGCAGCUGGCCCCCUGCCCCAGCCAACCCCAACCGACACGUCACCUACCCAGCACGGUCGCGAUCUAGAGAGAGAAGACUUCCCCCCCCUCCCUUCCCCGGGCAGAGACCCCAUGAACGACGCCGAGGGAAACUGGACACCAGUGGUGCAGAAGAAGAAGAGCAAAGGGAAAACUAGCCCCGGUACGCCCCAGACCAAACCUCACAGCCGCCUACUGACAGACGAGACAGCCGCAACAAGAGCCGAAACCCCCCCGGCCAGCGAUAACGAACUCCCCCUCCCCGCCAGAGUAGAGCCCGUCCCCCUGGCCAGCCUCAUGACUGCCCCAUCCCGCACGGAAGGAGAAAACGCCGCCGGCGAAUCUCCCAGUCCCAAACGAGCACGGUCCAACUCUGCCGGAGACUACACACCACGCCCCUCGGGAACCACAUCUGAUUUCUCCGUCUCACGUGACCCAUCCACCGAACCGCAGCCAGCUGAGACCGAGCCAGAGAAACCCCACUACACCACCGCCGACAGUGAGCCCCCCCGUGGUGUCUUCUUCACAACACCUGGGGGCCAAGGAGUCCUCGCCGGGCUCAACAUCGAGUCACUCACCGCACACCUGAGCGAGGAACGCAAACAGAACUUCUCAGGGAUCGAUGUAGGGGACAGAUACAAAUUCUACGUCCGAGUAUCGGGAGGUAACGGCGACAGACUCCGGACGAAGAAACUCAUGCGAGAGCUUCUGGCGGGCUGCUGCAACGUCGCGCCCGACUCCAUCAUCAUAGCCGACCCCAACUGCAACCGCACCCACGCCGAACCCACCGCCUGGCUCGUGGCCAACAUCCCAGGCGAGGUCGCAUACGAAGUGGUAGACGACGCUAUCCUCGCGAACGAGCACAUCACCCUUUUCACCUACGACUUCAACCCCCCCAUAUCGGGAUACCUCGGGGCAAUGACGAACCUGGACUCCUUCCCACCAACGGGCGAAGGGGAGGCGGCUCUCCUCACCUUUCUGCGCCGAGCUCUCUUCGACCAUCCGGAGGUCAAGAUCUGCGUCGACAAGAACCGCGAAGCCUACAACAUGGAAGUACCUAUCGACGAGAUCCUUGAAGAAGUCAAGGCAUCGCUCUGCGCCCAACACAUCACCGUCCGCGACAAGGGAGGCCUGGACCGGGUCUACUGGAAUAUCUACUGUACGCCGACGACCCAGAGCUACGAGGGAUGGAAGCAUGUCCAUGGAAAGGUCAAACAAGUAAGGACAGCACCCAAACUACCACGACUACAGGCUAACCCCAGCCGGCAGCUCAUUUUCAAUCACGAGAUUGAUGGGCAAAUCUACAUAGCGGAAACCGGCUGGAACUGCCAAAUCUGCUACGGCACCGACCACCCGACUGGACUCUGCCAACUCCCAAACAACGCGGGCUGGCCGGGACCGACAAGUAAGACCAUCGCAGCUUUCAUUGACUACUCGUGGAAAGCAACCUCCCGGAUGAGAAACGACCUCUACGGGCGCCGAAACGGGAACGACGCCACAGGCCAAACAAGCGGCAGAAACCACCACAACGACAACCUCCCGCCGCACCUCCACAGCCGCCGCGACACUGCGGACAGGGCCAGAGGCCGAGGAGGGAGACCAAACAACCGAGGGCGUGGCCGUGACAGCCGAGGUAGAGGUGGGAAACAGAAUCGCCGCGACCGCGAUCUCCGAGACCACUACGAGUUCUAG
Mycena citricolor is the source of this 2034-nucleotide messenger RNA. The record is from the annotation of a GenBank genome assembly. NCBI's taxonomy places the organism in Eukaryota, Fungi, Basidiomycota, Agaricomycetes, Agaricales, Mycenaceae.